AAACCAGCAGGUUUUUUUGGGUUGCAAAACAGGUGCGUUUGAACUUUGAAACGGACUGAGUUAACUAUGAACACUGAGAGACUGAGAGCCUACUCACAGCUGAGUGCAGACGAGAAUGGAGACACCCGGCCGUCCCCGAGCCCUGGAAUAAACGAAACUCAGCUGUUUGAAGCACAGAAGAUGUUGAAAGAUGACUUGGAAGCUGUCAAAAGGCACCUGUUCGCCCAAGCGAAGUCCGUGGAAGCCUUCAAUCGAACCAUCACCCUGCUGGAAAGAGAGAGAAGCCAGCAGUUUAACAAGAUCAGAGCAUUUCAAGAGGAGCUCCGCAGGCUAGGCCAGGUUGUGGACAGACAGAACCAAGACUCGCAGCUAGAGAAGCGUUUCCAGGCCCUGAGCCAGGAGCUGUCUGGGAAGCUGCUCUUCCUUCGAGGCCUCAUUGAGCAGGGAACCACCCAGCACCUCCAAACUCCACUCCCAGGCUGCAGCCCAGGCCUACCCCUGUGUGACAGUCAGAGACAGGAGGCCCUCAAUGACAUCACCCAGGAGAUAUCUGAGAGCAAGAAGUUCUUAUGGGAAGAAAUGGAGGCGAUCAGGGCAGAAAUUGAUGACAUCAAGCAGAAACUCAGCAAGUAUUCCUUUAUUUCCAUGGCAACAGAAUCGAUUAACCCUUUACUGUCCUGGAUCUACCAGUGCAGUUACAGGAGUUCUAGGCUAAUGAAACAAUUUCAUAAUUCCUACCACAGCCUUCCACCAAGUAAAUCAAUAUAUCCAUUAGUUUAUAAAUACCUUUUAGAGGUGAUUCAUUUUGUCAAAUUGGGUGAAACCACAUGACUAGGUAACCUAUUCCAUCCCCUCACCACUCUCUGUGUGAAGAAGAGUCUCCUUCAGCAACAUGACUAGGUAACCCAUUCCAUCCCCUCCCCACUCUCUGUGUGAAGAAGAGUCUCCUUCAACAACAUGACUAGGUAACCCAU
Molecule: messenger RNA, 974 nt
Organism: Acipenser ruthenus (sterlet)
Lineage: Eukaryota; Metazoa; Chordata; Actinopteri; Acipenseriformes; Acipenseridae
Product: coiled-coil domain-containing protein 159-like
Exons: 7
Coding region: 67-831 (254 amino acids)
Source: RefSeq, a predicted model, not a curated record